Molecule: messenger RNA, 1437 nt
Organism: Penicillium egyptiacum
Lineage: Eukaryota; Fungi; Ascomycota; Eurotiomycetes; Eurotiales; Aspergillaceae
Source: the annotation of a GenBank genome assembly
AUGGGAGAACGCGAUGUACAGGAGACGGCCGCCCCUCGCGGGGAGAAGGCUAUGCAUGACAAGGGAUGCGACGAUGCUGCAGAGAUGUUCAAUGGCGACUUGGUGGUGGAGUACAGCGCAAGAGAAGAGAGUAUCGUCCGCUGGAAGCUUGAUCUGUCACUCGUCCCCAUGCGCCUUGUAGGUCAACAAUACAGCUGGUCCAACUCUAUAUUCUACUUCGGCUUCUUGGUCUGGCAGUACCCCAACUCUAUAUUCAUGCAGCGACUACCAAUUGGCCGCUGGAUAGGAGGCAUGGUAUUCCUCUGGGGUGUAUGUGUCGCAGCCACGGCGGGAGUCACCAAUUUCGCUACGCUGGCCGUCGCCCGGUUCUUCCUGGGCGUCUUCGAAGCAUCAAACAACCCCGUGUUUACCCUUCUAGUCAGCCAGUACUAUACCAGACAGGAACAUGCAUUGCGAGCGUGCUUAUGGUGGGCCGGUGGUCCGAUAGCAGCAUUUAUCGGUGAUGGCGUGUCCAACGGAAUUGGCCAUUUCCAUGGUGCAUUGAGCAGAUGGCAAUACCUGUAUCUGAUCUUUGGUCCCAUUACAAUGGCCUGGGGAAUGUUUCUCUUUUUCGCUAUGCCCUCCUCCCCAAUGACUGCGUGGUUUUUGACCCCCCGGGAAAGGCAGAUCGCGGUUGUCAGGGUCUUGCAAAAUCAUACCGGAUUGAAGAACCGGCAGUAUAAAAAAUACCAAGUCAUAGAAUGCUUCCGCGACCCCCAGGUGUUGAUGCUCUUUGCCAUUGUGUUCCUUCAAUGCAUUCCUGGUGGCGGACUGACUGCUUUCAACAAGAUCAUUCUCACAGGGCUUGGCUACUCAAGCGUCGAAUCGACUGUGGUUGCUAUGCCCGAGCAUGCGAUUCAGCUGGUCUCAGUACUACUCGCUGGCGGAGUCUGUUCCGUUAUUGGCAAAGGACGAUGCAUCGCGAUGAUUCUGAGUAACAUUUGCGUGCUGGUUGGGAGUGUGCUACUCUACACUCUGCCCGCGGAAAGAAAGAUGUCACGUCUCGGCGCAGUUUACUCGCUCCUCACAUGUACUGUUUCAUACAUCAUGUGCAUGUCAAUGAUUUCAUCCAAUGUAGCUGGAUUCACUAAGAAGAUGACAGCAAGUGUCGUGAUUUUUAUUGGUUAUUGUGUUGGCCAAAUUAUUACGCCGCAGUUCUUUAUCACCGCAGAAGCACCAACAUAUCCCACAGGUUUCCGGGCAUAUUUCGUCACCGCGUCGAUGAUGAUUGUCAUACAAGCUGCUUUGAUGAUGUAUCUUACAAAUGAAAAUCGACGUCGUGAUAAACGCAGCGAAGCAACGGUUAUCGCAGACGAGGGUAACCAACAUCACAUCUUAGAGACUGAUUUGAUGGAUUUGACAGAUUGGGAGCAGCCGAACUUCCGAUAUACUUGGUGA